GGAGGGGGAGCUGAAAAUUCCAUUGAGAAGCGAAAAAAAAGUUACAAGAGAGAAAUUACGACGUCUGCAGAGCACCAGCAACAGCAGCAGUAGCAGCCAAAACGAACUCAAAAUAUAAAUACAAAUUGUGAAUAUACACACAUUGUUGUGUGUUACAGCAGCAGCAGCAGCAGCAACAACAGCAGCCAGAUAACUUUCCAAAAUACCGAAAGGCUGACAACGCGAUAAAGCGGCUAACAACAACAACAACAGCAGCAGCAGCAAAAACAACAACAGCAGUAGCAACAACAACAGCAGCAGUAGCAGUCGUAGAAGCAAAGCCAAAAGCAAAAGUCGAAAAAGUGCAAGUGUGGUUGGCCAACGUGCCUCUCUCUCUCUCUCUCUCUCUGUGUGUGUGUGUGCGUGAGUGUGUGUGUGUGUGUAGUGCAGCAGACGGCUCACACUAGGAACCGCUCACCCAGCGUGGGCGCCAGCAACAGCAGCUCGAGCAGCAUCUGCAUCCGUAUCCGCAUCCGCAUUGGCUGCAAGCAUGUCUUCGAAUAAUCAAUCGAGUGCUCAAGUGGCAACAAGUGCCAGCCAACGGGGUGGCAACUCCACGGACGGCACAGACACUCAACAUGGCAGCACUACCAACACCACCAACACCAGCAGCAGCAGCAGCAACAAUGCCAAUUCCAAUGCCAAUUCCAAUACGAAUACCAAUUCCAAUACGAAUACGAACGCGAAUGCUUCGUCGGCGGGCAAUGCGACAACGGGCAGCAACAGCGGCAGCAACUCGAAUGCGGCCAACGCUGGCCACGAGAGUCCCACGCACAGGGCGCAUGGCGGGCACGCAGCUGUCAACACCAAGGAGCGAGUCGUGGACAGCGUCCCGUUUCCACCCAGUCACAAACUGACGCUGGCCGAGGUGUUCGAUCCGCGCAGCGGCAAACCGAAUCACGAUCUGCUCAAACAGCACUUCAUCCUGGAGGGUCGCAUCGAGGAAGCGCCGGCACUGCGUAUCAUCCAGGAGGGCGCCGCUCUGCUGCGGCACGAGAAGACAAUGAUUGAUAUUGAGGCGCCGGUGACUGUCUGCGGCGAUAUUCACGGCCAGUUCUAUGAUCUCAUGAAGCUCUUUGAGGUUGGCGGAUCGCCGGCAACAACAAAAUAUCUGUUCCUUGGCGACUAUGUGGACCGGGGCUACUUUAGCAUUGAGUGCGUCCUCUAUUUGUGGUCGCUGAAGAUCACGUAUCCGCAGACGCUGUUCCUGCUGCGCGGCAACCACGAGUGCCGGCAUCUGACCGAGUACUUCACCUUCAAGCAGGAGUGCAAGAUCAAGUACUCGGAGCGCGUGUACGACGCGUGCAUGGAUGCGUUCGAUUGCCUGCCGCUGGCGGCGCUCAUGAACCAGCAGUUCCUCUGCGUGCACGGCGGCCUCUCGCCCGAGAUACACGAGCUGGAGGACAUUAGGCGGCUCGAUAGAUUCAAGGAGCCGCCCGCCUUUGGCCCCAUGUGCGACUUGCUGUGGUCCGAUCCGCUCGAGGACUUCGGCAACGAGAAGAACUCGGACUUCUACACGCACAACUCGGUGCGCGGCUGUUCGUAUUUCUACAGCUACGCCGCCUGCUGCGACUUCCUGCAGAACAACAACCUGCUGUCGAUCAUACGGGCGCACGAGGCACAGGACGCCGGCUACCGCAUGUACCGUAAGAGCCAGACCACCGGUUUUCCCUCGCUGAUCACCAUCUUCUCGGCGCCCAAUUAUCUGGACGUGUACAACAACAAGGCGGCGGUUCUCAAGUACGAGAACAACGUGAUGAACAUCCGGCAGUUCAAUUGCUCGCCGCAUCCCUACUGGCUUCCCAACUUCAUGGACGUGUUCACCUGGUCGCUGCCCUUUGUCGGCGAGAAGGUCACCGAGAUGCUGGUGAACGUGCUGAACAUCUGCUCCGACGAUGAGCUCAUGACCGAGGAGAGCGAGGAGCCGCUCUCGGACGAUGAGGCGGCGCUGCGCAAGGAGGUCAUACGCAACAAGAUACGCGCCAUUGGCAAAAUGGCGCGCGUCUUCUCCGUGCUGCGCGAGGAGUCGGAGUCAGUGCUGCAGCUGAAGGGACUGACGCCGACGGGCGCCCUGCCCUUGGGCGCCCUAUCCGGUGGCAAGCAAUCUCUCAAGAAUGCCAUGCAGGGCUUCUCACCCAAUCACAAGAUUACCUCGUUCGCGGAGGCCAAGGGACUCGAUGCGGUCAACGAGCGGAUGCCGCCCCGUCGCGAUCAGGCGCCCACGCCCAGCGACGAUCACCAGCAUCCGCAUCCACAUUCGCAUCCACAUCCACAUCAGCAUCACAGUCAAGGCAACAACGGAGCGGCGCAUGGCUAAACAUGGCAAACAAGGAUCGCAACCAUGGCAACGACGUGGAGGGCGACAACGGGAGCGGGAGACGGCAGCUUUUCUGUGUGAGCACCGAUCUCGAUCGGUAUUCGGUAUUCGGUAUUCAAUCAAAUGUCUGUUGCUGAAGAUAUGAGAUGUGAUGUGAUGUGUUGUGGAGAUUUUGUUGUGUUUGUUGUGGGUGUUGAUGUCGUAUAUUGGAUUGGGUGUUGACUCUGCGCCCCGACCACAUUCUGAGCAGGACGCGCGACUCUCUCUCUCUCACAUACGCACAUCACACACAUACACAUUCACACACUCACAUUCACACGCACACACACAUUCACACACACCCAUUCACACACACACACACACACAUACACACACAGAGAUGCAGAUGCAGACGCACGCGAGUAUAUAAUAUUAACAUAUAAUAUCUACAUAUGAACAUUAUAAAGUUGCAAAGAUUUGUCGUUUUAGCUAAAGCAUCAUUCGUAAUACUGUAAUAGACAAAUACAUACUUACAUUUAUAAUAAGCAAGAAGGUCAAAAGCAAGGCAACAAUAAUGGAGCACACUUGGAUCGAUCGAUCGAUCGAUCAGAAUAGAAACCGGAACAUGUCACGUGGCAAACUCAAUUCUCAAAUCUCACACGUAUGAAAUUUGUAACAGAAGAGUAGAGCUGCCCGGCGCAGGAGCGGAGAACUCGUCUCGCCCCCUGAUGGGGUAUAUUUAGACAGGACAGGAUAGAUAUUACAGUCAGUUGAUGCAUUGAAUACUUUUGCUAGCGCUAGAUUCCCCAAUUCCUUUUCCGAAGUAAAAACCGAAACUUAUCUUAAGCCUGUAUGUAUAAUAAAUUACCAGCAAAAACAAAAAAAAAAAAAAAA
Drosophila grimshawi is the source of this 3229-nucleotide messenger RNA. Its product is annotated as serine/threonine-protein phosphatase 2B catalytic subunit 2. Gene Ontology annotation, cellular component: calcineurin complex; cytoplasm. The record is from RefSeq and is a predicted model, not a curated record. Gene Ontology annotation, molecular function: calmodulin-dependent protein phosphatase activity; calmodulin binding. Lineage: Eukaryota; Metazoa; Arthropoda; Insecta; Diptera; Drosophilidae. Bases 530 to 2356 code for a protein of 608 amino acids. Gene Ontology annotation, biological process: calcineurin-mediated signaling. The transcript has a single exon.